CGUGCUGCCCGUGAUGUGAAGAAAGCAGACGAACACAUGUACUGCUUCAGAAUCAUAACAAAUGAAGAGAAAAAAAGGUGGCUGGGUUUUCCUGGAGUUACACUCACUGUCACAGAUCUUCAGGUGAUCGUUCCAAAAAAAGUGACAGAGGGACAGUCGGCUGUUCUGACCUGUAAAACCACCUGCAGUCUGACUGAUCCAACAUUCAUCUGGUACAAAAACAGUCAGGAUUUAACCACAAAGCCCACCAGGGGCAAUGAAGUUCACCUGCAGCGGGUCAGCAGUGAGGAUGCAGGCAGUUAUAGCUGUGCUGUAAGAGGAUAUGAACAUCUCCCCUCUCCUGCUCAAACCCUCAGCGUCAGAUAUCCUCCAAAGAACGUCUCAGUGUCCAUCAGACCCUCUGGUGAGAUAGUGGAGGGAAGUUCAGUGACUCUGACCUGCAGCAGUGACGCGAACCCUCCUGUGGAGAACUACACCUGGUUCAAGGGGGCAACAUCAGUAGGAAAAGGAAAGACCUACACCAUCUCCACUAUCAGCUCUGAGGACAGUGGAGAGUACAAGUGCAAGUGCAGGAAUGAACUCGGAGAUCAGGACUCCAUCAGUGUAACUCUGAAUGUUCUGUAUCCUCCAAAGAACGUCUCAGUGUCCAUCAGACCCUCUGGUGGGAUAAUGGAGGGAAGUUCAGUGACUCUGACCUGCAGCAGUGAUGCGAACCCACCUGUGGAGAACUACACCUGGUUUAAGGAGAACGAAUCCUCACCUGUAGGAUCUGGACAGAGUUACAGAGCUCUUCAGAGUGGACAGUACUCCUGUGAGGCUCAGAAUAAACACGGCUCUGAGAGAUCUGCUGCAGUGUCCCUCAAUGUCCCGUAUCCUCCAAAGAACGUCUCAGUGUCCAUCAGACCCUCUGGUGAGAUAGUGGAGGGAAGUUCAGUGACUCUGACCUGCAGCAGUGAUGCGAACCCUCCUGUGGAGAUCUACACCUGGUUAAAGGGGACGACAUCAGUAGGAAAAGGAAAGACCUACACCAUCUCCAAUAUCAGCUCUGAGGACAGUGGAGAGUACAAGUGCAAGUACAGUAAUGAACUCGGACAUCAGGACUCCAUCAGUGUAACUCUGAAUGUUCUGUAUCCUCCAAAGAAUGUCUCAGUGUCCAUCAGACCCUCUGGUGAGAUAGUGGAGGGAAGUUCAGUGACUCUGACCUGCAGCAGUGAUGCGAACCCACCUGUGGAGAACUACACCUGGUUUAAGGGGAUGACAUCAGUAGGAAAAGGAAAGACCUACACCAUCUCCAAUAUCAGCUCUGAGGACAGUGGAGAGUACAAGUGCAAGUGCAGUAAUGAACUCGGACAUCAGGACUCCAUCAGUGUAACUCUGAAUGUUCUGUAUCCUCCAAAGAACGUCUCAGUGUCCAUCAGACCGUCUGGUGAGAUAGUGGAGGGAAGUUCAGUGACUCUGACCUGCAGCAGUGAUGCGAACCCACCUGUGGAGAUCUACACCUGGUUUAAGGAGAACGAAUCCUCACCUGUAGGAUCUGGACAGAGUUACAGAGCUCUUCAGAGUGGACAGUACUACUGUGAGGCUCAGAAUAAACACGGCUCUGAGAGAUCUGCUGCAGUGUCCGUCACUUUCAAAGGGUUUCAGAACAUAGGUGUGUAUGCAGGAGUUGGAGUUGUUGUAUUUGUGUGUGUUUUUUUCAUCGUCAUCUUCUUGUUUCUAAGUGCUGUUAUGGCUUUGGCAUAA
Messenger RNA from Neoarius graeffei (lesser salmon catfish), 1743 nucleotides. RefSeq names its product B-cell receptor CD22-like. The record is from RefSeq and is a predicted model, not a curated record. The annotation marks the transcript as partial. The transcript is spliced from 10 exons. NCBI's taxonomy places the organism in Eukaryota, Metazoa, Chordata, Actinopteri, Siluriformes, Ariidae.